AGUAUACAAUUGAAUGAACCACCGUUAAAAGAUACAGUUCAACUCUAGAUAACUGUUUCUUCAGUGUCUCACAGGCUUUCAUGGUGAAUCUGAAUUAUUUUUACAGAUCACAGCUGUACAAACAGCACAGUGUUCACUCCGUCCAGCCUGGUGGUGAAGCACGGCGACCCGACCUCUGCCAUCUGCUCUCUGUGCCCGUCGUGCCCAGAGGACAUUUUCAAUUUGGAAAGAUCUGUUGGAUCCCACGUGAACAAUGGAAGCACAAUUACAUGGACGGUUGACAAAAUGAUGGAGUGGGAAACGACUCCAUUGUGUUACUAUACUAACACUGAUGGUCACCAGUGUUGCACUCCGCUGAACGUUACCGUGUACAAGCCUCCAGACCUGGUCUCCGUCAGCUUUAUGAAUCACUCCGGGCCGUUGUUCUUGUCCCGUGACUACACUCUGCAGUGCGAGGUGCAGAACGUGGCUCCGGUCAGAAGUGUCCACGUGACCUUCUUCAGAGGUCAGACAGAACUGGGCCAGAAACAGUCCUUGAGUAAACCACAGAAGGAACCAGUGACUGAGGUCUUCACUCUGAGCAUCUCCACCACUAAAGAAGAUCAUGGAGCUCAGUACUGGUGUCAAGCAAAGCUGGAGCUGGGACCUGAUGGACCACAGACCCCUCCGAUGGUUGUGUCGAAAAAUGUGACCGCUACUGUCUACUAUAAGCCUCAGCAGCUGGCGCCAUCACGUCCAGAUGUGAUCACCCUCACAAAAGGAGAUCCUCUAGAGCUGGACUGCACGGCCGUGGGGAACCCCAGCCCCUCGUACACCUGGACAUCCCUGCCAGACGGCGUCCCCCCGUCCAACAGCAGCGUCCUCACUAUCCAGUCUGUGGCUUCUGGGCAUGAGGGGCAGUACAUCUGCUCUGUCAGCAACGACGUGGGCACAAACACUGUGACGUUCAGGGUGGCUGUCAAACCCGACAUCAUCCCGUACAUAGUAGUUGCUGCUGUUGUGGCUAUCGCCGGAUUGAUAGCAGUAGCCAUCUAUUUCUACAAACAAGGCCGGAUGGGACAGUACAACCUGAAGGAUGUUUUCUGUUUUCACAAACAACACGAGGCCGUACCCACUGUAGAGUGAGUCUGUGGGAAGGUGUGACAAGUGUGUGGAGAAGUUGUUUUGUGAUACGCUGCAGAGUUGGCUUCGGACUCGUGGCCUGAGUUACAUCUGACCUUAUCUGAUGACAUAAAAUGCCCCAAAUGAGUUUAUUUUAAAAAGUUCAGUAAUUUGAACACAGUCCUUUUACCAAAUAUUACAAAAUGACACCAUGUUGUGUAAUCGAGCUCUCGUGGUGCAUUUUAACAAACAAAAUCGUAACUAAUUUCUUCCACAUACAAACUUGUGUGGUCUCCGAGGCCUCUGAGGACAGUUGCCUGCUUGCUUGCACAGCCUGGAGUCUGCGGAGCCCGUCUGGUGACAUCUGGGAAAAAAAUAUUGCUUUGCCAUGAGUUAUAAAGUCUUGGGAACGAGUUAUGAAUCUGUUCUUUAAUAACAAAACCUGGCGAAACUGAACAACAUGAGGUUGCAUCAUGUGUUCAAGAGAAACGUUUCAUCAUCCAAGAGGCUUCCACGCUCCAAGUUUGCAAAAACAGAUUCAUAACUUGUGGCCAGGACUUAUUAUGUUAAAUUUUUCCCCCCAAAUGUCACCAGAGGGGUCGGUUCAGAUAAUAGUUAAUUAUUUUUGAUACUCCGACUGAUGUACAACCUUGAGUCGGUUUAUCUGAUGCUGCUUUUGUAGCUUCUGUGGUCACUUCUGCGUUUAACUGUCAUUUCAGUGGUUUAGAGCAACAUCCUGCCUCAUGUUAAUACAUUUGCUUGUAGAUUCAUGUGCAUUUUUAAUUGUUGUUGUAAAACCAGUUUCAACUGCAGUUUCAAGAAGGAUUAUAUGUUUCAUUAAUAGUGAAUGUAGAGUGUGGAAAGACGAUUUUAGCUUCUGUAAGUAAAUUAAAACGGUUCAGAUUGUUUGAUAAUGAGAUAAAUGUGAGACCCAAAAGUGAAAGUAAUGUGGUGGGAAAAUUCUACUGACCAGGUGUCUCACUGCUGUGACCUUGACAAACAGGGAGUUUGCUACAGCGGACGGACAGACACAGAUGAUCUCAUGUCUUUCAUGUCUUUUUUCAUCUUAUGUUUUAUGAAACGCCUCUUU
Messenger RNA from Hippoglossus stenolepis (Pacific halibut), 2191 nucleotides. RefSeq names its product intercellular adhesion molecule 1-like. The transcript is spliced from 5 exons. Bases 286 to 1125 code for a protein of 279 amino acids. Gene Ontology annotation, biological process: cell adhesion. The record is from RefSeq and is a predicted model, not a curated record. Gene Ontology annotation, molecular function: integrin binding. Lineage: Eukaryota; Metazoa; Chordata; Actinopteri; Pleuronectiformes; Pleuronectidae.